AUGUAUCAUAAUUUCCAGGAUGGCGAAAGCCCUGAGACGAGUCGUGAUGUUCUGAUGGCGACACGGGCAGGACGUCGUGCCGAGCUAGAGAAAUUAUCAAGUGAUGAAGGCGAGUGGAAGCUGUACCGCACAUUGUGUCAGUUCCGAUUAGGCUACUUUUCAUUUCUCGUGCUUAUGUGCAUUCUCAUGUUUAGUGUCACGUUCCUCAUGGAGAUUUUCUUCGCAAUCUUCUUGCCCAGUGCACGUAUGGACCCGUACUUCACUCUACGAUCAAUUCUGCUGCUGGCUUUUCUGCCAUUUGCCCUGAUUUUUCUGUCCUAUUGCUUUGAAGAGUCCAGUCGGCUGUUUUUGGACGCCAUUGACAUGAGAGAAGGCAGUUUGGCCAAUUUUCGUCUCUCGCUCUGUGUCUGUAUCCAUUACCUACGACACUGGCGAGAAAUGCCAGAUGAUCGACUCGAUAGAGAAAAGUUUGACGCAUUUAGAGGUAAUGAUGAAGACCACGAAGCAUGGACACGCUUUGUGAGCUGGAUCACUGCUGGGCCGAGGUAUUUGUUGAGUACCAUCUACACGAACGAUCCGUUCGACGACACAAACAAGGAAUCUGAGGAUGAGAAGAGAUACGAACUGGAAUUGUUGUUUCAAAGACAACAGAGUGAGGAACCAAGUCACAAGCACAGUAGCUACGUCUUGCGUCACCACAGCAGUAGUAGUAGUAGCAGCAGCAGCAGCAGUAGUAACCAAGAAAACUCAUCAUCAGUCCGAUGGAAACGUGCGUAUCAGGCUGCAAACACGUCUGUUAAGUUCAACACUACACACUUUGACGGACCGCCGUUGGACUUCUCCACGCUCGUUAUCACGGACGUAAUUUGUCCAUUUGUAUUCGAGCUAAUCACGUUGUGGACAUUCGUGGUCUCGCUGGUCACAAACAUGUCGCCCCUGGCAGCAUUCCUGGACUACAUCCAGUGUGGCUUCUACAUGCAAGCCGGUUACUUGGGCCUCUGGAUGAUCUGCCACUUUUGCAGUGCUCGAAACCGCAAAAUGAGGGAGUUUGUCAGCAACUAUCGACGCCGAUACCGUGACAUGGAACGACAGCUACUGGAGACGGAGAACGAAAAGCGUGCCGAACAUCUUUGGCUGGUUAGCAUUGGUUUUCGUGCGGUGGACCAAUUUCAAACCAGCUUUUUUACACUGGUGGAAGCUAUCUUUGAGUUUGGUGGGCAUAUCGGCGAGAGAUGGUGUCCUUGGCUAUCAGUUGUGGAAGGUGAGAUGACAGCAAGCAAUGAAGAAACCCAGCCACUACAGCCUGGUACUGCAACGGAGCAUUCACAAGCAGAAUCGACGACGGAACUGCUUGCUGAAGACACAUGUGAUUCUGUUGUGGACGCUAGCGAGACCCAGGAGGCUUUGGAAGGCAAGCAGCGCGUACACAAGAUUGGUAAACGCAUGCGUGAAUUGAACCUUUGGUCAAAAUUUUCCUACGAUCGUCGGCUGCGGAUUCUAUGCCCGAUUGUCAUCUUGAGUGCCAUCAUUUCGUUCUAUGCCUUCUAUGCUGGCUGGGGUAUCAUGGGCCUUUGCCUCAUUUUGCUUGGCGACACUAUCCAGGCCAAGUUCCCUCAAAUCUUCGGCCUCACGUUCAAGUCUUUCAUCACGUUCUUCGUCAUCCUAUCAUUUGUAUUUUUCUCGUCUACAUGGGCCAUUGGAAUCUUCGUUCACGGUGGAGAUUUCUUUGUAUUUCCGCCGACGGUAGAGUCCCGUUCUGCUUCAGCUACCCCGUUUGCUAUGAAGCCAACAAUGCCGCCGAUGCACUGGAUGCACUGGAAAAAGGUCGCAACGUAUCCUGUGUGCGCAUUAGACAUGAAUUCACUGGACAUCGUGGAUUUUGCACUUAUUGCUGACUCGAUCUACGGAUGGAACACUGCUGUUCAAAUGAAGUCGUUUACCCAACGUUUUAACGGCACUGAACUCGGCGACUGGGCUUAUGUGUCACGGAACAACGAAGCAUCGGACUGUCAAGUGUGGGCUGAGCUCUACUUUCCUAGAAUCAACAUGACUGUUAUAGCCGUUCGAGGAACAGCUACGGCGACUGAUGCCCUUGAGGACCUCCACUACUGGUUUGGCGUAAGCAUCAUGCAAGCUGCAAAUAUCUUUAUUCCGUUCCUGAAACAGCUUCCGAGCCAAUUUGUGGUAGAGAUGCUUUCCAUGAAUUUUCUCCGAGCUGUCAUGCCUCCUCCAGUGUACUCGGAGCUUCUAAACCACGUGACUGAAGUCCGAAAGCGCGUUGGUGACCGUCUUGUCCUUACUGGCCACAGUCUUGGAGGUGCAAUGGCAGCAAUGGUCGGUGCAAAGACUCAUACACCCGCUGUAUCGUUCUCAGGGCCAGGAUUGCUAUACUCGCGUGGUCGAUUCGACGUGGAUGAUGAAUCCAUUCGUGAUUACGUGCUGACUAUCAAGCCACGACGUGAUAUUGUUCCCCAGGUAGACGAGUUGGGUGGCAUGGUACAGGAAAUUGAAUGUCGACUUAUAGUAGUGAUGAGUCACGAGGAAGCUAGGACAGAAGUAGUGACGUCGCCACCGUCUGCAGAGACAGCGCCUGUGUAUCACGUUCAAUUGCAGCCGCGACCGCACGUGACGUUUGAUAACAGUGUUGUGGACAAUGAGCAUCUUGGACGUAGACGCUCCAAGAGUGCGUUGGAUCAAUCACAAUGCUGCAUUUUCCACAAGAAACGAGAGUUCGGCGAGAGUUCCAGUGAGAGCGACGAGGAUUCGGAUGACUCGGGUCAUGACAGUGAGAAGAACCAUCACCAACAUGACUGCAAGCACAAAGCGCCACGUCGUCGCAUGACGUCGAAAAAGCGUGCGCCGUCUUCAUCUGAGGAGAAGCCACCUGUGCCGUCUCAGUAG
This is a messenger RNA of Peronospora farinosa, 2901 nucleotides long. The record is from the annotation of a GenBank genome assembly. NCBI's taxonomy places the organism in Eukaryota, Oomycota, Peronosporomycetes, Peronosporales, Peronosporaceae.